GAUCUGUUGGCUGCCGCCUUCCUGCUUAAUGUAGAUGAGGCUUAGGACAGACACAACCUGCCGCUGAAUCACCGUCGGGACUUUUUGUGAACGGAGUCAUGUGCGUAUAAUGUCGCCGCUGAGGACGCGCAGCUGAAGGUGAAUAAUCGUGGAUCCAGCCGGUAGUUACAGAAGAGGUGAACGCACCUUGCAUCCAGCCAUGGGAGGUCAGAUCACUAGAAAUACCCUCUACGAUUCUCUAAACGGGCCGUUCCCUGCCACAUCCCACCGAUGCCACCACAAGCCCAAGCGCUGCCUGCCCAUACAACCAUGUGGAAAUUUGUCCUCCUUCCCUCUACUCUUCCACCCCAGCACCAAGGGCUCGCAGAUCGUCAUGGACAUGUCCCAGAGGACUGUCAAGAGACAGGCCAGCUUCUGUAACGCCAUCACCUUCACCAACAGACCUAUCGCUGUGUAUGAGCAAGUUCGCCUGAAGAUCACUAAAAAGCAGUGCUGCUGGAGUGGUGCUCUGCGUCUUGGUUUUACAUCUAAAGACCCAUCGAGGAUCAACCCAGACACUUUGCCGAAGUAUGCCUGCCCGGACCUGGUCUCCCAGAGCGGCUUCUGGGCCAAAGCCUUGCCAGAGGAGCUCUCCAAUGAGGGACACAUCAUCUCCUUCUGGGUGGACAAGAAGGGCCGGGUGUUUUACCGAAUCAAUGACUCCAGCCCAAUGCUCUUCUUUAGCGGGGUACAUGUCUCUGAACCUCUGUGGGCUCUCAUAGACGUCUACGGCCUCACCAGGGGCGUCCAGCUGCUAGACAGUGAGAUGCUCCCCCUGGACUGCCUGCGUCCUCGUUCUUUUGCUGCAACCCACCGGGCCAUUAACCAUAACGGCGACGACCCUCGCCUUUCCAUCAGCCUGUGUGACCUGAGCCUGCAGCAGCAAGAGACUCAUCUGGAGGAAGACGAUGAGGAAGAGGAACGGCUACAACCCUUAAGCUCCACGUCCUGCCACGUGCCCCAAAACUCUCAAAACUCACAGCAGUGCUCACUGCUGCCCAGCCAUUUGGACAGUGAUCUCCACUUCCACUCUGUGCACGGCGUCCAUGUUACUGAGCUGGAUAAGCACACGGUGGCGCGGCUGGAUCACCGUGGUGACGAGAGGACGCUGGUGUUCACCAGCCGACCGAUGCGCUGCUCAGAGACUGUGUUUGUGAAGGUGAAGGCAGGUGUCACACGGCCUGGGUCUCUUUCUUACGGUGUGACAUCAUGUGACCCAGACACACUGAGGCCCAGCGACCUCCCAUCCAACCCAGAGUCCCUGGUUGACCGCAAAGAAUUCUGGGCAGUGUGUCGGGUGGUGGUGCCACUCCACAGUGGCGACAUCUUGGGCUUUGUGGUGAACGCUGAAGGCGAAGUCAUGAUGAGCCAUAACGGCAUCAGUGCAGGGAUGCAGCUGUGUGUCGAUAACUCCAGGCCACUCUGGAUGUUCUACGGUCUGCACGGCACCAUCACACAACUCAGGAUUUUAGGCUCAUCUCCGCACACAGACCUUCGGGGCCCGUCGGUCCCCAGCUCCCCGUCCUGUAACACCCCCACAAUGCUUUGCAGCGGCAACUCCGAGCCCAACCUCAACACACCCUUGAACAUCAACCUCAAUUCAAGCCUCAAUUCCGACUACCACUCAGUCUUUUCUUCCUCCACAGGUACAACCCCGAGCUCCCCGUUCUCCAGCCACCCGGAGUCCCCUACUUUCCCGUCCUGCUCGGGCUCAUGGAGUGACGAAUGCACCAUUUGCUACGAGAAUGUGGUGGACACCGUCCUCUACGCCUGUGGACACAUGUGUCUCUGCUACGCCUGUGGCCUCAAACUCAAGAAGAUGGCUAACGCGUGCUGCCCCAUCUGCAGGAGGACAAUCAAAGAUAUCAUCAAGACCUACCGGAGCACGUAGGCUCGUGUUUAGACAAUGUGUCUCAUCGUCAGGUUCAGCUCAAGAUGUUGUCAAAGCCAUGUAAGACGUUAUAAAGACAGACACAGCACAAGUGAAAGCCCCACUUGUUCGUGUGUGCAGUCUGGCUCAGGUACUCUACAGCAGGACUCCCUCCAUCCCUUUAAACAUUUUAUUUCAAAUGCACAUCCUUGGAAAACUCACAGUAGUUCCUGCCUGGGAUAUCUCAUCAGAGACCAUCCAAAAAUACAGUGUGGUAAAUGGAAACAAAAUGUGUGCUAUUGCAGUUAGGACUUGCACCAAACAUCACAUUUUGACCCACUAUUGUCCAGUGACUCUGUGAUUUAUGCGUCUGUUGAAGAGAAAAUAGUAAUCUGAAGAGGCUCCUGUCCUACUUCCUGCAAAGUAACCCUUCAUUCUGCUGGUGAUAGCAUUGCUGCUAGCUAGUUUUAGAAGAGGUAAAACUGUCCAGAGCUGCAGAAGACAUCAAGGAGUGUCAGAGAGCACUGGGUGGGGAAAAAAAGUGUUG
Messenger RNA from Micropterus dolomieu (smallmouth bass), 2456 nucleotides. It is a transcript of the gene neurl1ab, whose product is annotated as neuralized E3 ubiquitin protein ligase 1Ab. Lineage: Eukaryota; Metazoa; Chordata; Actinopteri; Centrarchiformes; Centrarchidae. Gene Ontology annotation, biological process: negative regulation of Notch signaling pathway; nervous system development. The record is from RefSeq and is a predicted model, not a curated record. Gene Ontology annotation, cellular component: plasma membrane; postsynaptic density. The transcript has 6 exons. Gene Ontology annotation, molecular function: ubiquitin protein ligase activity. The coding region runs from base 200 to 1930 and encodes 576 amino acids.